CUUAACCUUCUCCACCAAUCAUUUUCUUCUUCAGCCUCCCAGACUUGUCCCUCGCAAUGAACUCUGGGCAACGUAGUGCCAUUUUCAAUUCAUAUUCAUACUGGCGCGGCUCUCAAAACUACAACUCCCAGUCUUACCCUCAACACGGCCUUUGAUUGGCCAUUGCGUGCAGAAUGAAUGAAAUUGUACAGUAUUGUGAUAUUAGAGGGGCUGCAGUGUUCCUGCCUAAUACCCAGCUGCACCAUGAACACAGCCCUCCACAACCCCUUAAAAUCGCUGGGAGAAGACUUUUACAGAGAGGCGAUAGAACAUUGUCGAAGUUACAACGCCCGGCUGUGUGCAGAGAGGAGCAUGAGACUGCCCUUCCUGGACUCUCAAACUGGAGUGGCCCAGAACAACUGCUACAUAUGGAUGGAAAAAACACACAGGGGUCCAGGUUUAUCUCCAGGGCAGAUCUACACAUAUCCUGCUCGCUGUUGGCGGAAGAAGAGGCGGUUGGAUAUCUUGGAGGAUCCUCGCCUAAGGCCUUGUGAGUUUAAACUUGACUAUGAGGUACCUAUGAAGAAGGAAAGUAGCUUGCCUGAAGGUCCAGUCCUAGAAGCUUUGUUGUGUGCUGAGACAGUGGACAAGAAGUUGGAUCUCAAAGAGGAGGAGGCUGUUAGUGACUGUCAGAAACCACAGAUCGGGGAGAUUCCGCAUGAACAGGAGGGUGAAGAUCUUGACGAUGAUACCCCUAAACGCAAGAAUAGAACUAAAGGAAAGGCCUGUGGAAUUGGAGGCAUGAAAAAAAGACAGGACCUGUCAACUUUAGAAGAUAGAGACAAACCCUACAUCUGUGACAUUUGUGGGAAACGUUAUAAGAACCGUCCUGGACUGAGUUACCAUUACACACACACCCACCUGGCUGAAGAGGAGGGAGAAGAGAAUGCUGAGCGAUAUCUCAUACCAUUCCAUAGGAAAAAUAACCAUAAACAUUUCUACAAAGAACUCAACUGGGUCCCUGAAAUGCAACCAAGACACACAGUUAAGAAAGCUCCUGAUGGGUCUGUCAUUGCCAAUGGUUAUUGCGAUUUCUGUCUAGGAGGUGCAAAGAAAACAGGCUGUCCAGAAGACCUCAUUUCCUGUGCAGACUGUGGGCGUUCUGGUCACCCCUCCUGUUUACAGUUCACAGUUAAUAUGACUGCUGCUGUCCGGACUUAUCGUUGGCAGUGUAUUGAGUGCAAAUCCUGUAUUCUCUGCGGAACAUCUGAGAAUGAUGAUCAGCUUCUGUUCUGUGAUGACUGUGACCGAGGAUAUCACAUGUACUGCUUGAGCCCCCCAAUGUCUGAGCCUCCAGAAGGAAGUUGGAGUUGUCAUUUGUGCCUGAGACAACUGAAGGAGAAAGCAUCAGCUUACAUAACCCUGACCUAGAGGGACGUAGAGCUAUGAGAACAAAGAACCUUUCAUUGCAUCUCCCAGCCUGGCCCUGUUCAGUACCAGAAUUCCCUGCUUCUGUCACAUCAAGACUGUUUUCCUCGCCCUUCUUCUAGCUAAUGUGGGUUCAGACUAGCUUUCAUAGCUCAGCAAUUUAAGUGUUGAAAUUAUAAGAGAUACAGACCUCUCUGAUUCCUUUUUAUUAUUGAUUCUGCCAACAUCUUUCCUCUGUAAAAGGUGCAUACACAUAGGUACAAGAAUAUCCUACAUAAUGUUGCCUGGCAGGCACCACAAUUGCCUCCCUCCAAAUCACAUGCAAAGUGGAAAAUAAAAGGAUCUUGCCUUUAGCUAAUAUUAAAAGGAAUAUAUUCCCCAAUUAUAAGUAGAGGUUAUCUUUAGUUUAUUUUGCUGUAAAUACAAAGUGUGGGGAGAGUGUAUGCUAUAGUGUGUGCAGUAUAUUAUUUCCCUGAAAGCUUGCUUCUGUACAUUAGUGGGAGCUUACUGUAUUGCUUACGCCUGUUCAGGUGAGGUAUUCACCAUAGACAACAAAAGCCAUCCUAGCUGGUACUGCUGCAAUUGUCUCUGGAGAAUCUACUUUAAUAAAAGGAUACAAUAUGGUUGCUCUCACAAGGUUCUUUGCACUCACAUAUAAUGGCUAUAGCCUGAAAGAUAACCCUACUUUUUUAAGUACAGACUGUUUCCUCUUUCAUUUAUAUAAAUAUAUUUUAUUGUACAGUCAGGCUGUUAUGUCACAUGUAUUUAUUAUUUUUUGCAUUGUUUUUUCCUAGCUAGAAUCUAGGUGCCCUAAGUUUCCACUCCCAUGUUUCCUCACUGCUUUAUUCAUUUUUAUUUCUUUCUUUUUUUUAUACAUUUUCUACCAUGAUUAUUACUGGCUAUUGAGUAGCAGCCACAGUCUUCCUAGAUUUUUACCCAGAAUUGUUUGCUGAUACUGGGUAAUUUGCUUUGGAACCAUGUCUUAGACGCAUGUGGAUAUGCUGACAUAAGUAUGGUCGUGUAUAAUGGCAUCGCAGAGAAUGAAUUUUGCACAUAUGGCUGUAUACACUUUUAACACAAACUCCCAAUACUGGCCACUAUAAACUACAAGGAUCAUUUUGGAGUUUUCUGUGGCUUUAGUGUAGCAGACCCAGGAUAGAUGGACCUGUUUUUCUGAUAUUUCUGCCUCCCUUUUUCUCACUUUUGGCAUUAUGCUUUCUUUCCUUCUGUUUGGUAACAGAUGGAAAUGUUAAAGUUUCAUUAUCAGAAAAAAAUAGCAGUUUUGCUUAAAGGGCCAUGAUAAACUAUGAUUUGCUCUUAUGUGUAUCAGAUAUAUUUCAUUGUUUGUAAAGCAGUGACUGUGCUAGCUAAAAUGCAUAAUGCUGGGCUGCAAAGAAUUAUAAAGAAGAUUUGAGUGAGUAGGCUGGAGUAUUAGGGUGCUGGAUGCACAGAUAUACAGACAGCAGCUUUUAGGCAAUUCUUUUCUACAAGUGAAGUAAUUUAAAUUAAGUGCAGCCAUAAUAACUUAAAAUAGUAGUUUGCAAGUUCUAUACUCUACACUGAAAGUGGGCUUUUUGGUAAUUACUGUUGACUAGUGGGAACUAAGGUCAAUGCAACACAAGGGAAUUUGUGUAAGGGGAAGGAUUGUGUUUGUAAAACAUACAGUAUUUUAAUUACAGGUAUGGGAUCCGUUAUCUGGAAACCCUUUAUCCAGAAAGCGCCAAGUUAUGGGAAGAUCAUCUCCCAUAGACCCUAAUUUAAUCAAAUAGUACACAUUUUUAAAAACUGAUUUCCUUUUUUUCUGUAAUAAUAAACCAGUACCUUGUACUAAUAAAUUAUACUUAUUGGAGGCAAAAUAAUCCUAAUGUUUAAAUGAUUUUUUAGUAGACAGAGAGAUCCAAAGUACAAGUACAAAGUUCCAAAUUACGGAAAGACCCCUUAUCUGGAAUUCCAUAAAAUACAUUCGACAGUUCUCAUACCUAUACUUUUUCUUAAAUGCCUUAUAGUACAAAUGAGACACAUUUCCUUUCUGUUUGAAUUUUUCUUUUAAGGUCUUUACACCACAGUUGAGGUUGUGUUUGCCCUCCCGGAGUGGUGUAACUGUCAGCAGACAAAACAAAACAGCGAAGCCAUGAAAAGGCCCUUUGUUCCCUUUCUUAUCAUAUAUUUAUUAAGAGUACCCAGUAUGGACCAGUUUAAACCACAGUGUGAAAAGUUUGUUACCAGAAUGAUGUUAUUGUUGGUUUUCUACAGUAAAGAGAUUGAAUGUAUCUGAUAACUGUAAUGUUGGGCCCUAAUAUUAGUAAAGAUAUCCGCUUUGGCCAAAACCAAGACCUAAAUAUAAUGUGCCCAGUGACCUGUAUUUGCUAGAUGUGUAGGUUGUCUUUGGUUUGAAUUAGUUGCUGUUGUGGUGAUAACAAGCUUCUGACUCUUUAGAUUUUCCACUUGUUUCAUCAUGUAGUCCUAAAGACUUUUGGUAGGGGUGAUUGUAGCCUUGCAUUAGCAAUACAUCUUCCCGCUUUUUUUCUUCUUCUUGGCUUUCCUCAUUCCUUGUUCCUUCUCAUAUCAUUUUCAUUCUUUUCCGUCCUUGCCGUCCAUGCUUUCCAUUAUUUGAGGCACAGUUGAGGAGCACUGAGAUCUGGGAUCAGUUGUAGGGGAGGUGAGGCUAUCAGUUCUAUCUGUGUCUCGCUAAAUUGUGUUUAUUCCCAUAUGUGUGUGUAUAUUGAUACUGUUAUCCCAAUGUAAUAUUAUAUUUGUUUGCUCUUUUUAUUAUUAGGCUACUUUAUAAGGGGAUAUGAUUUUUUUGGUAAAAUUAAGAAGGGUAUGAUGACUUUUUUUGCCUUUGAACAGACAAGCAAUAUUUUGGAAGAAUAUUUUGUAAUUCCCUUGGCUACUGUACCAACCUUCUUUAAAAGAUGCAAAAUACUUUCAAAACAUUUCCUUUCUUGCCCAUUCAAGGUCCUUACUUCUGUUUUUACAGCAGGCUCACAACAGAAGGAAUCUCCACUUCUUACCUACACUUUGUCUGACCUAGACACAUGGGGUGUUGUGACCAUAAUCAGGCUGAAUCCUGAGGGGGAUUUUUUUGUUGGGUUCCACAGAUUUCCAUGCAAACUUAAAAUAUCAUAUUUUACUUUAGCAAAUAUGUCCCAUUAUCCCUCUUUUUCUCCUCCCCCAAAAAAUUAUGGACAUUAAAUCUUCUUUCACUCCUGUGCUAACAUUUGUUCACCAGCAGGCAUGGAUAAAAUAUUGCACAAUGCUUUUGUAAUGUUAGCCCUGUACGGGGUAUAUUUGCUUAUCUGGUCUCCCUGCUCUACAGCAAAGUCACUUAAAAAGCUGUAGAGGAUUGUGAGGCCCAUGUCCAGUCAAGCAUAGGAUUUUCUGGGGGGUGUGGCGGAGGGUACAAGGUAUCAAUGAUUUGAUUGCACUGUGGGUGAUUGCACGAAAUUGGGCUUUGUAAGACAAGGUGUUGAAUGAAAGCUGUGAGUGUGUCUCAGCAAGUGUGCACUAUUGUGUAUAAAUAAAACACAAAGCACUUAACAUAUGAAAAACUUGAUUAAGGCUUUGUUAUUGGACAUAGUUUUGUCCAGAUUACAUUAGGGAUUGAGUCUUUUAUUAAGAUGACAAUGCCUUUGUUUUGUAUUAAUAAAGCCAUUUAAUCCUAGGUUUAUAGGAGACAUGACAAUAACAAUUUUUUUGCACUUGUGGAUGGUGAUAAUCAAUGUUCUAAGGCCAAAAGCAGAAUGUGGCUAGGACUGAUAAAACUUGCAGCUUGCUCCUCUCGGUUGCAUGUUUCUAGCCAAAGUCUGAAACGAACAUGGCAUGUUCAUUUGGUUCAUUCAUUGUCUAUUAACAGUGACAAAAUGGAGUGAUCAUUACUCCGACCUUCCAAAAGAAGACAUUAUUUGAAUUUAGCCAAGCAUGUCUGGUUACUUCUGGUUUUGGCUGGCAUUGCUUGGCUAAUACUAGUAAUUACUUUCAGGUAUUAAUUGGAUAAAUGAACAUGCAGAUUAUUUAUGCAGUGGCAGAUUUUAUGGAGAUUCUGAUGAAAAGAUCUAGGCAGCCAUUUUGAAAGAAACAUUGUCUCUUAUGUAAUAUCUUCUGUAAAGGAAGGAAGACAUUGCAUCCAGAUACAGAGGGAGGAUUUUGUAAUGGUGAUUGGUGUCCCUAUGCUAUUUUGAAGGGAAAGUGCCUUUAAAGCAUCUGAAAUUGUCAGCUGGUUACUCCAAGCGUCUUGGUUUCAAAUGGCACUUAGGUGAUUAGAAGAAAAGGAAUACAUAUACGCUUAAAAUAUAUUUGUGAGAACUUUCAAGGACCAAAGUGUGCCAACACACGUUACAUUUUGAUGGAUCAGCCCUUCCCAUAGCCAAAAUACUACUAUGAGUACAUUCCUCCAUUGGCCAAAGUUUACUAAUUAUUGUGACAUAUUACUAUGUAAGUAUUUUACUAGACCAAAGUGUACUAAUGGUAGUCACAUAUCUGUGGGUCAGGGCUUCCUCUAAGCAGAUUAUCAACACUGACGGGGUCAGCCCUGCCAAAGGAAAAUCUGCACUCAUGAUGUGAAUAUAUUAACGUGUCCAUCUGUUGUAAAACCAAAGUUAUUAAUGCCAAGCAAAGUGCAUUUAGCUUUUUUUCAGCUAAAUUAAGUAUGCUAUUCUGUAUAUAAAAGCCCCCAUAUAUUUCAAAGGAGUCUCUCGUUUCUGUAAAGUAACACAUGUAAUAUUUGUAUUAAAUUCAGAAAUGAAUACAGAGCAGUGCAAAUAUACAGCUGAAAACUGGUUACUGAGCAGUGCACAAUAACAAAGACUGCUGCAGAAAUUACCUGAGAAUGCCUACUAAUUCCCUAAUGCUGAUGUUUGCAAUUCACAGUCCCAAUGAGUGUAUUGCAUUGUACAAAUAAGCAAUCAUUCCAGCCAUUUUAUAUGUGAUUUACUACAAGAGGCUCUUUAUAAGCUAAAAAAGGCACCAGUGCCUUGCCAUAUUUGCUGAGAUGAACAAGCAUAUACUAAAGCAAGCACAAAUAACUACCUUAAGGCCAGAGCAGCAACCAUUUUCAUUUUCAGAAUGAGACUUAAUGUUAAUACAGUACUACAAACAAUGUCUCUGACAGCAUUUGUUCUUCUCUAAUCCCCUGUAAUUACUAAUGACACAUUUUGCAAGUUAGACUAGAAGCAAUACAGCUUUCCUUGUUUUCUGAGAGGUUAAAUAUAGCCAAAUGUUUUUUUUUUUUUAAACAACUGAGGAUUUGCAAAUAAUGGGCACAACUUUGCAACAAUUUAACAUCCCAUAACAACCAUUUAAACAUUUCUGUUUAUGAAUUUAACACCACAAGAGCAAAUAAAACUAGUGUUUAAAACCCAAAAGCACAUUGUAUUCCAAUUAUAAGCCAGUUAUUAUAUACUACUAUGCCAUGUUUUGGGGCCAGAAUCUAAUACAAUGCAUUCAUGUAACAUAAAUUCCCACAAUGCCCUUGGCCAAGCUUCAGAGUAGAUGAAAAAAUGUCUAGAAUGGUCACAUCUGGCUCAGGGCCUCAAGUUGGACAGCCUUCUCCCAAGUUUCCUUAUCCAGGACUGUGACUUUUCAUAUGAAGCACUCAUACACAGCCCCACAUUAAGCAUGUGGCUUACUAUAAAAUUCUGUUUCUACAUGUGCAGGAAAAAGAACAAAUAUGCUUUUUCAAUCCAUGUUCUUCAGUCUUCACCUGUGUAAAAAGUUAUUUAAUAGCAAGAAAUCCAUUGAUCUUGAAUUUUAGGGACUAAAAUUUUAAAUAUGCCUUUAUUAUGGUUUAAUUUUACAGAUGUCGCCCCUAGUCAGGUAGCUAAGUCUGUUCUCCUAUACACCUAUAGCUUGUAAUGUGAUAGUAUUGCAACAUUUGGUAAAUGUAUUUCCUACUUUUAUAGAUAUUUAGGAUUGCAAAAAAGUGCCAAAUAAGGACACGUUCUCUAACCAAUGCUAGCCUGGGACUACUUAUGACUCUUCCAAUUGCAGUCAAUCCCUGGCUUACUGAAAACUGAAGGGAUUCAAAUAUCCUUUGAAGGAAAUAACAAGACUAUAUACAAUGUUGAACAAUCUUUGUCCAAAUUUUGAAAACAAAAAACAUUUUGUGAGUAUAAUAAAUACAUUUACCUAUUUAGCCAUACCACCACUUAUGUCUGCCUGGGCAGUGUCCAUUUAUGGUUACUGUUUCUAAUCACUGAUAAAUAUACUGAGAAUGCCUAGAACAAUGGUGUUGAUUUAAAAUUAUUUAGAAAAAAUUUGCACAUGGGCAGUAACCAAUAGCAUAAGUUAUCCCACAGUAGAUCCAGCUCCAGACUGACAAUCUGUGGCCCCAUUGCCAGAGGGGGUGCUGUAAGAUGCCAUAGACACAGUCACUAUUUAUUGCGGUAGUGGGUGACUGUUUGGGCUUCUGUGUAUUUAAAAAUGCCAGUCAGGACUGAUAAAAUCUAACUGCUGGCUGGUCGCCUAGAUUCAUUGUUGAGGUCCUACUUGGGUAACGGAGGUUUCCUGUGUGAAACGCUCACAACAUGAGUGAAUAAGGUUGCCCAGUUUGAUCCCACCUGGUGUUAUUUAAACGUGUGAGGAGCAAAGCCUCAUACAAGAGAAUGUUUAAGCUGCAAAUGGGAUGUGCCAGCAACUCAGCCUUGAAGCAUGACAGUGUUAGGCUGUUGCUUAGUAGUAGUGCAGAUGGGGUGUUGGUGUUUCCCCAACAAAAGUAACUAUGGCUGGAGAACUGCACCCUGUUCAUGAGCUGCACAUGAGCUUAUCUGAUGGUGUCAGCUUAUUAUGCAGUUCUGUUAUAAUUCACUUAUGUCUGAUAAACAUUGUAUAUGUUGACUUGCCUUGAUAAUACACACCCUAUCUCUGUUAUAUAAAACAUGCUAAAAUACACUGGCACUAGUAAGGAAUACUUGGGCACAGAACCCUGCCUACAACAUAGACAAUAUUCUUCCUUUCCCUUGUACAGUUAUGUGUCACCUGAUCAUUUUGCUCCAAUCUUUGCCACCAGGAUUUUGCAUUUAACUCUUUAUUACACAUAGGCAUUUGUAACUGCUUGCUAGAUGUGUUACUGUACAUAGUCAUGCCUUCCUUAUGAGUGCACUUUUUUUUUUAGUUCCAAGGUGUUGGAUUGGGCCAUGUAUUCUUUUUAGGGAGCAGCAGUUUUCUAUUUGGUGUAGUUUCUAUUGCUGAUAAUGUUGUAUUUUUGUAUUAAUAGGUUCUUUUUAAUUUCUCUACUAUUUAAUUAUGUACAUUAUGGACCUUUUUCCCAAUAAGCACAAUCUCUUAUUUGUGAAAGUAUUAUUUAUUUCAUUUCCCUUGUCUCAGCUAUGUAUAUGUUAACAUUAUAAUUCUGAUCACAAUUGUAAAAGAAUGUGUAUAUUUCUCAUAACGCAGAUCUUCUUCAGCGGUUACACACAGGAGUAAGUCAGAGCAUGUAGCUCUACUCCUGAGAUUCAAUACUUUAGAUAGCAGACAUGGGCAUUAAAAAGAGUUCUUCCAUGUGGGAACACUGACUAUGUAUGUAUAGCCACAGUGUUUUUGUAAACUUGAUAUAAGGUUUAAGCAGCAUCACUAGAACCAUUGAACAAUUGAGUCCAGCUUUGGUCCAGCAUUAGAAAGUUACACUAUAGCUGUCUGGUUUCCUGAACUGACCUUGUAUUGUUUAAGUUUGCUGGUUGCCACCACUAGUCUGGAAAAAGAAAUAGAGAAACAACAAACUGCUUAGCUGGAGACUUUCUACAUACAUUAAAACUUGAAGUCAGUCAUCUUGCACCUAAUUUAGGAGUUCUGUCUGACUGCCAAAGGAUCAGAACUGUGCUAUCUAGUUCAAUGUCUAACACAUCAUUUCAUACCAAAAUGGCCAUAGAUCCAUUAGGGUCACAUUGCCAUCCUCUAACUUAUUUUAAGAUACAGAAGUAGCUCAGGAUACAUCUGGCCUUUUUGGCAUCUAAACAUGAAUUGGUAUUUCUUUCUGUUUAUUUGCUUAAGACAUAAAGAUUUCAAACCCUGACACUUCUUAUUGCGUUACAUACUGCUUCCAUCUCUUCUGCAAAUACUUACGUGGUGACCAAGUUUUAUGUUAGCUGCCUUCUUGUGUUAGUUUACUACCAAUGUGAAUCUAUAGCAGGGUAAAAUGAGCACUUAAUAAAAAAUACUCUAGCUGGAAUGUAGAAAUGGCCAUUUUCAAACAACUCCUCCCAAUUUCAAAAUGGCUGCCAAGAUUACCAGAUAGAUUUUCUCCUUUGCAUCAGAAAAAGUGUUUAAGUCUUUGCCAAAAUCUGUAAAACUCUGCACCAUGAAAGCAAUCCAGAACCUGAGAGUAUUUUAUAUAUAUAAAUCUAUAUAAAUAUAUACUAUGAGGAGGGGUGGGAAAGAGUACCAGGCAUUUUGCUGAGCCUGUCUCCUUCUUUAGCAAAUUUAUUACCAGUGUUUGUGUUCCUGUAUAACAAGAGACUGACAAAAAAUUUGCACAGAUUUAUGUGUUCAUUCAAAGGUGCUGCAAACCUGAUGUAAAAAAUAAACUUUAAAAAAGUGGUACAAAAAUCAGCAGUAAAAUUAAAAAAAAAAACCGUUUGUGGCAGUAUUUGAACUGCCAGCAUUUGAUAUUUUGCAAUGUUAGGCUGUGUGUCAUGUGGUUGUAUUUUUUCAGUUGCUUGCAUUAGUGAGAUGAAUUGUUACUGUGUGUUAAUAAACUAUUGCGCUCAAUUCUG
Messenger RNA from Xenopus tropicalis (tropical clawed frog), 10115 nucleotides. It is a transcript of the gene dpf1, whose product is annotated as double PHD fingers 1. Bases 178 to 1410 code for a protein of 410 amino acids. The record is from RefSeq and is a predicted model, not a curated record. The transcript is spliced from 12 exons. NCBI's taxonomy places the organism in Eukaryota, Metazoa, Chordata, Amphibia, Anura, Pipidae. Gene Ontology annotation, cellular component: nucleus.